Aspergillus tanneri is the source of this 1170-nucleotide messenger RNA. RefSeq names its product proteasome regulatory particle base subunit RPT6 (gene RPT6). Lineage: Eukaryota; Fungi; Ascomycota; Eurotiomycetes; Eurotiales; Aspergillaceae. The transcript has 3 exons. Gene Ontology annotation, cellular component: proteasome regulatory particle, base subcomplex. Gene Ontology annotation, molecular function: proteasome-activating activity; ATP binding; ATP hydrolysis activity. Gene Ontology annotation, biological process: proteasome-mediated ubiquitin-dependent protein catabolic process. The record is from RefSeq and is a predicted model, not a curated record. The coding region runs from base 1 to 1170 and encodes 389 amino acids.
AUGGCACUCGACAACUACUACCGCAAUAAGAUAGAGAGCAUGAAGCUCGAGAUUAUUCAUGGACAAGCCGUUUUACGGAGGCUGGAAGCGCAGCGCAACGACUAUAAUUCGAGAGUGCGCCUACUCCGUGAGGAGCUCGGCUUGCUGCAACAGCCCGGUUCUUACGUUGGUGAGGUGGUGAAAGUGAUGAGCACUAAAAAGGUUCUAGUUAAAGUGCAUCCAGAAGGCAAAUAUGUUGUGGAUAUUGCAGACGGUGUUGAUAUCGGGAAGCUGACUGUUGGCAAGCGAGUUGCUUUGCUUUCGGAUUCCUAUAAGCUGGAAAAGAUGUUACCUUCGUCCGUGGACCCCCUUGUGUCGCUUAUGAUGGUUGAAAAGGUGCCCGAUAGCACCUACGACAUGAUUGGCGGCUUAGACCAACAAAUCAAGGAAAUUAAGGAAGUCAUUGAGCUUGGUCUAAAGCAUCCGGAGCUGUUCGAAUCUCUUGGUAUUGCACAACCUAAAGGGGUGCUUUUAUAUGGACCCCCAGGAACUGGCAAAACGCUACUUGCCCGUGCAGUCGCUCAUCAUACAGAUUGUCGGUUCAUUAGGGUGAGCGGGUCUGAGCUCGUGCAAAAAUAUAUCGGUGAAGGUAGUCGUAUGGUGCGCGAGUUGUUUGUGAUGGCUCGAGAGCACGCUCCAAGUAUCAUUUUCAUGGACGAGAUUGACAGUAUUGGAUCUAGCCGGAUAGACUCAGCAGGCUCCGGUGAUUCGGAGGUGCAGCGUACUAUGCUGGAGCUACUCAACCAGUUGGACGGCUUUGAACCUACCAAGAAUAUCAAAAUAAUUAUGGCUACAAACCGGCUUGAUAUCCUAGACCCAGCGUUGUUACGUCCAGGGCGAAUUGACAGGAAGAUUGAAUUUCCACCUCCAUCAGUUGAGGCUCGUGCGGAUAUUUUACGAAUCCACUCGAGGUCAAUGAACCUCACGCGAGGCAUCAAUCUAACGAAGAUUGCGGAGAAAAUGAAUGGCUGCUCUGGGGCAGAGUUGAAGGGUGUGUGCACCGAAGCGGGAAUGUAUGCUCUCCGGGAACGACGGGUUCAUGUUACGCAAGAGGAUUUCGACCUUGCAACUGCCAAAAUCCUCAACAAACAUGAUGACAAGGAGGUUGCUGUUUCCAAACUUUUCAAAUAG